AUGCAUCAAAUUUACUUGUCAGAAUUUGAUAUAUGGGUUGCUAUGGCCAAACAUGGUGACUCACCAUUGUUCAAGAAAUUAGUUGAGAUUAAAAACCUGAUUGUUAAUGUAUGUGGUAGUAGUGCUGCAGCAAUUAACCUUCUUAAUGGGUGGGAUAUGGGUCAUAACAGCUCCAAUAUGUGCUAUGAUUUUUGGAGAAACAAAGGAACUAGAGUGCCAUGGUUUAAGGAAGUCUGGAACAGUGGUAAAACUCCCAAACAUUCUUUCAUUUUGUGGUUCGACUUGAAAGGGAAGUUGCUCACUAAUGAAAACUUGAUUGGGGAUGAUGUGGAUCAUUUGUGUGAAUUAUGUAGGAAUGAUAUAGAGACCAUUGACCAUCUCUUUUUCAAGUGUUCUUUUUCUUCUAAAGUGUGGGGUUGUAUCCGAGGGUGGUUGGGAUUGCACAGAUCUAUGUCUACCUUGAAAGCCGCGGUUAAAUGGCUCCAUAAAGAGGCAAAGGGAACUGACAUCAGUUCUGUUGGGAAAAGAAUAGGCCUAACUACUACAGUUUACUUCCUAUGGCAUUUUAGGAAUAGAAGGAAACUUGAGAAUGAUGAUAUCUCCUAUGGAUCUUGUAAAGGUGGUUCAAAAACACACUUAUAG
This is a messenger RNA of Malania oleifera, 642 nucleotides long. RefSeq lists its product as uncharacterized. The coding region runs from base 1 to 642 and encodes 213 amino acids. The transcript has a single exon. The record is from RefSeq and is a predicted model, not a curated record. Lineage: Eukaryota; Viridiplantae; Streptophyta; Magnoliopsida; Santalales; Ximeniaceae.